AAACAAAAUUAAAUGAGUUACUAAAAUCAACAAAAGUAUUCUCUAAUCUCUAGCAAUAAACUACACAGGACUAACCUGCCUUGUUUCUGAAAUUUUCUCAAGCAGAAGAGUGGAGCAAUAAAUGUUUGAUUCUUAGUGGCCGGAGAAAUCAUGGGCUCUGAGGUGACACUAUAAAGGCAGAGAAUAUGCAGACAACAAAGAGAAUCUUGUUUUUCUUCCGAACCAAUCUCCACAUCUCAAUUUCACUUUCACUUCCUCACUUUCUUCUCUCUUUUCUCAAUUCUCAAUUCCCAACUCCCAACUCUCUCAAUCAUGGCCAAUCUUCCCGACUCUCUGUUCGGUGAACCAACCACCGCGCCUGCGCCCGAACCCAUCGCUUCUCAUCCUCCUCAUACGGACCUAACCAAUGUCCCUGUCGAUGAGCUCAUUCUCGCUCUCAACCACGCCCGUACUCGUGAACGUGCUUUGCACCUUCUUUCUCAGAUUUUUGGUUUUUUCUCUUCAGAAGAGGAGUAUGUUUGAUAAUUUGGCUGUUCUGAUAUGGCAUUCGUUUGGUACUAUGUUUACCCUUCUAAAGGAAAUAAUGGACGUUUACCAUUUGUUGUCCAAGCCUGAGCUUACAGAAAAAGCUUCAACUAGGGUCUGCAAUGCUCUUGCUCUUCUUCAGUGUGUGGCCUCUCACCCAGAAACAAGGGUGCCAUUUAUGAAAGCUGAAAUUCCACUUUAUUUGUACCCGUUCCUUAAUACCACCAUCAAGGAAAAACCUCAUGAAUGUCUCAGGCUCACUAGCUUAGGAGUAAUUGGUGCACUAGUGAAGGUUAAUGACAAGGAAGUUAUUUACUUCCUACUCAAAACUGAAAUAGUUCCAUACUGUCUGCGAUGCAUGGAUGUGGGAAAAGGCUUGUCAAAAACGGUUGCCACGUUUAUUGUUCAGAAAAUUCUAAUGAAUGAAGAGGGAUUGAGGUACUGCUGUAUCAUAGCUGAUCGCUUUUUUGCAAUAACUCGUGCCUUGGAAACGAUGAUGGAAACACUUUCGGAAGAACCCUCACAACGGCUGCUAAAACAUAUUGUUCGCUGUUAUCUUAUGCUCUCUGAAAGUCCAAGGGCUUGCCUGGGACUUGGUAGACUCCUUCCUCGGAUGCUAAGCCACAGCGCCUUUACUGACCUCCUUCAUGAUGAUCCGACUGUCAUGAGCUCUUUCAAGCAGUUGCUUCGCAAGGUACACGAGAAUAGGUUAUGAGACGAUGAAAACAAACAAGGCAAGGCAAUCCAAAAACUGGCUGAAGUUAUAUGCAAACUUUGCCAAUUCUACUGCACAGAAUUAUAUAAUAUAUACAUAUAGCUCUAAAAAUGAGUCAGUUCCUCCAUCUUUCACACAUCUCUUCACUAUGUACAUCACAAGAGUAGAUGUAAUUUGAACCACUUAAAUCAUAGUGUUAGGCCUUUUUUUUUCUUUUGUUUCUUCCACAGGCUUUUACUUUUUAUUUUUGUAUUCUCAUAACUCUUAUUACAAAAUGAAAGGGAAUCUCACCUUCAGUAC
Cucumis melo (muskmelon) is the source of this 1540-nucleotide messenger RNA. RefSeq lists its product as uncharacterized. The record is from RefSeq and is a predicted model, not a curated record. The coding region runs from base 407 to 1240 and encodes 277 amino acids. The transcript is spliced from 9 exons. NCBI's taxonomy places the organism in Eukaryota, Viridiplantae, Streptophyta, Magnoliopsida, Cucurbitales, Cucurbitaceae. Gene Ontology annotation, cellular component: CCR4-NOT complex; P-body; CCR4-NOT core complex. Gene Ontology annotation, biological process: negative regulation of translation; mRNA catabolic process.